AUGAACCCAAGAAGUGGUCGUGCCCAGGGACUGGAUCGCCACCAGAAGAAGAGGACCACCUUUAGCAGAGGGCAGUUGCUGGAGCUGGAGGGUGAGCUUGCAGCGCCUUAUCCUGACAUCAGUUCUUCUGAUUACCUGUGUCGUUCCAGAACCAGGGCCCACAUGUCUUCAGAGCAUGCAACAACCCAGACCUCACUGGGCAGCCUGUCUGACCUCAUCUAGGCCUCGGCUGUUGUCACCAACCUGGACCACUUCUAA
Molecule: messenger RNA, 258 nt
Organism: Chrysochloris asiatica (Cape golden mole)
Lineage: Eukaryota; Metazoa; Chordata; Mammalia; Afrosoricida; Chrysochloridae
Gene: SEBOX
Product: SEBOX homeobox
Molecular function (GO): DNA binding
Source: RefSeq, a predicted model, not a curated record